This is a messenger RNA of Bombyx mori (domestic silkworm), 5316 nucleotides long. RefSeq names its product transmembrane protein 131 homolog (gene Tmem131). Gene Ontology annotation, cellular component: membrane. The record is from RefSeq and is a predicted model, not a curated record. Bases 139 to 4758 code for a protein of 1539 amino acids. The transcript is spliced from 17 exons. NCBI's taxonomy places the organism in Eukaryota, Metazoa, Arthropoda, Insecta, Lepidoptera, Bombycidae.
UCUACACCUAAUAUCUGUGCUCAUUAGCAUUACGUUAUUUCUCGAAUGCAUGUCUUGUGAGUUGUUGUUGAAAAAACAACGAGAAGUGCAGGCAGAAAUGUGAAUAAACAGUGUCACGUUACGAAUAUUUCGUUUAAAAUGUAUCGUAAAAUUGUGUGGUGUUACGUAUUUGUGUUGACCUUAUUGGAUAUUUCGUUAAAGACCAGACUGUCGGCCCAAGGAAAGAGUCAUGGUGUCACACUACAUGAUUCUCUGAUAGAAGGGAUCAGUUUUCAGGAAUGGGGGAGCGAGGCAGGCGACAGUAAGCGCGGUGCCGAGGGGAUAUGGCUGCAGCCGCCGAGUUUGGAGUUCGGGCGCGCCGCGCUGGCCGAGCCGCACGCGCGCCGCGUCACCCUUACCAACCUCGCCAACACCACCAUACACCUCGCCUCCGUGGCCGGCACCACACCUGACUUCCAUGCCUCAUUCUUUGAGUCAAAGACACUGGCGCCACAAGCCAACACGACGUUCAGUGUCGUGUACCUGGGCCGGCACGAGGGCCCGGCCUCCGCCCACCUCUACAUACACACCUCGCUCGGAGUGUUCAAGUACCCCGUGUCGGCGGAGGGCGUGGCCAGCGAGUGGGGCGUGUGGCCGCUGGUCGGAGUGCGCGUCCCUCUCAACGCGACGGUGGAGCCUCUCCUCACGCUGUACAACCCCACGGCGCACCCCGUGCAGGUGACCGAGGUAUAUUCGUCGGGCUCGUGGCUAGGGCUGUCCCUGGCGGGGGGCGGCACGGGGGCCGCUCGUGCGGCCUGGCUGGUCCCGGCCGGCGCCUCACGAGCCCUCGUGCGGCUCCGCGUGACGCCCGUGGGGCCGGCUCUGCAGACCGCAUACAUCCGCGUGCGCACCAACGGCACCGGGGCGCCGCUCGUGCUGGCCGUGCAGGCGCGCGCCGUGCCGCCCGGCGAGCACCUCGCGCCGCUGCACCUGUCGCUCGCGCCCCGCGGCUCCGGCGACCCGCCCGACACGUUCGAGCUAGAAGCGGGCAACAGCUUGGGCAGCUCGGUGACAGUGGAGGGUGCGGUGUGGGGUGCGACUUGCGGGGACGCGCCCCCUUCCCCGGAACGCCCCGCGCCCCCUCCCGCACACAAUGGACAGAACGACAAGUCCACCACUAAUGGUAAAAGAUCCGACGGCGUGUAUUUGUCGCUGGAGACUUCGCGUCUGGAGCCGCACCAGCCGCUGCGCCGCGUGGGCCGCGUGACGUUGGACUACGGCGAGAUGUGGGCGGCGGCGGCGGGCGCGGCGGCGGCGGGCGUGGCGGCGGAGGGCGCGGCGCGGCAGGCGUGGUGCGGCGGCUGGCUGCGCGUGGGCCGCGCGCGCGCCCGCUACUCCGUGCGCGUGCUGGCGGGCACGCUCGCACUGCACCCGCCCCGCUUGCUUUUUAUUACAGCGGACGAAAAGAAAGCCUUGGAAGAACGUGAAAUUCGCGUUCACAACGAGUUCCCGGUGCCCCUCCACAUCACCGGGCUGCACUACCCGCCGGAAGUACUGGAGCAUUUCCACCACGAGAGCGCGACGCCGCUGGUGCUGGGCGCGGGGGAGCAGGCCCGGCUGGGCUCGCUGCGGCUGCGCGGCCUGCAGCCCGGCCUGCUGCUGGACGCCAACGUCACCGUGCGCACCAACCUCACGCACUACACGCUGCCGCUGCAUCUGUACUCCGGCCAGCUUCUACUGGAGUGGGAGUGGCCGGCCGAGCACAGCAGCGCUGAGGAGCUGCGGCUGGGCGCCGUGGGCACGUCCACUCGCACCGUGGUGUGGGCGCGCCUCCGCAACCCCGGCCCGCGCCCCCUGUGCGUAGUGGAGGCGCAGGCCGACCUGCCCGGCGUGUCCGUGUGGCUGGCGGACGGCGCGUGCGUGGCGCCCCGGCACGCCGCCCGCGCGCGCCUCACCGUGCACGCGCCCGCCCGCCCCGCCGCACUGCGCGGCCGCCUGCGCGUGCGCACCGAGCACGCGCUGCACGAGACGCGCCUGUCCCUGCGCGCGCUGGCCGGCCGCCUGCUGGUGCACCCGCUGCACUUCGGGUACGCGGCGCCCUACGUGUGGGCGUCGGCGGCGCUCGUCCUAGAGAACAGCAUGUCGGUGGGCAUGCGGCUCGUCAACGUGUCGCGCCCGGAGCCCGAGCCGGCCGUGUGGUUCGUGUCGGAGGGCGGCGGCGCCGAGUGGUCGGGGCGCAGCGCCGCGGGCCGCGUGCUGUUCGCGCCGGAGCGCCUGUGCGCGCCGCGCUGCUACACGGGGCUGGACCUGCGCGAGCCGGAGGGCGCGGCGUGGGCGGCGCGGGGUGCCGGCGGUCUGGAGGCCGACGCCGCUCUGCACGCCGCGCGGUUCGCACAGUACGCCGCCCUGGCGCACACGCACGUCAACAUCUCGCUGCACGUGCACACGGACCAGGUGGUGCAGGCGCGCGCGGCGGGCGGCGCGGGCUGGGCGUGGCCGCGGGUGGCGGCGGGGGCGGGCGCGGCGGCGGGGGCGGCGGGCCCGGCGCCGCUCGGUGCGGCGACCACGCUGCGCCUGCGCGCGCGCAACCCGUCCGCGCUGCCGCUGGUGCUGCAGCCGGUGCUGGCGCCCGUCGACCUGCGGCUGACUGAUGCUGUAGAAUCUCCGCACUGUAAGAGUGAACAGUGCGUGUGGACCCACGACGCCUUCGCGCUCAGCGAGUGGAGGAGCACGCGGGGACUCGCGCGGGAGUGGAGCCCGGGGGAGGGGGGCGCACCUCCCCGCCCUGCCGCGCGCCCCUCUCCUCAAGUCCUGCCGCCGCUCCUGCUCGCGCCCGAUGCAGAGGUCGAGCUCAAGAUCACGUUCACGCCCGACGUAGCCGCCGCCCUCACCACGUACCUGUACCUCAGAAACAAUUUAACGAUAAUCGAAGGCGUGCAGCUGUGGGGCCGCGGCGCGCACCCGCGGUUCGAGCUGGCGGGCCGCGCCGCCGGCAGCCCCGCCGCGCUGGUGCUGGAGCUGCGGGACUGCGCCCCCCAGCCGCUGCGCCGCGCCGUGUCCGUGCGCAACACGGGCGACGUGCCGCUGCGCCUGCACGACUGGCGCGUCGCCGGCCGGCCCUGCGAGGCGCGCGGCUUCCGCCUGUCGCCCUGCGCCGCCCUCGCCCUCGCGCCCAACGAGUCGCGCGCCCUCCACCUCGCCUUCUCGCCCGACUACACGCUGGCGCGCGUGGCCGCCCGCCUCACGCUGCGGGUCGAGCACUCCACCGCCGAGUUCUCUCUGCUGGCGGUGGCGCCCGCCGCCCUCCUGCCGCGCUGCCACUCCGCCCUGCUGCGGCCGCCCUUCGACUCCACCAUGCGCACCACCGGCACGCUGCUCGCGCUCGCCGUGUUCGUGCUCGUGCUCGCGGCCGCCGCCAUCGACGCCGAGCGGGAGCUGCGGCGGUCCCGGCCCCCGCGCCUCUCCGCCCCGCCGCUCAGGGCGCCGCUCGACCUGCGCGCGCUCGCCGCCGAGCCCCCCGCCCCCGCGCCGCCGCCCCCCUGCCUCCCGCCGCGCCCGCCCGCGCGCCGCCGUCGGACGGCUCGUCGGCCGCCCGUCCCGUCGGAUCCACAAGCCGAACGUCGGGCCUUCGAGCGUUGGCGCUCUAACGUGUUGCGUUCUGCCGAAGACGAGGACUCCCGAUCGAGCGAGGACGCAGAGCCGGACCGCGGUCCCUCCGGUUCCUCGGAGAAUGCGCCCGCCGUCAGCGCCGAGACGCCCACGGCUGCCGCACUCGAGAUGACGAACGACGGGUACGAAGCCGACCCCGAAACCGAGGAGCGACUGGUCGGCAGCGACGAGGAUCUCGGCUCCACCGCGACCAUAUCCACGUCUUCCGCCUCUUCUUCAUCUUCUUCGUCUUCAUCUUCCCCUGUGGAGGAACGAGAACCGGUCGACGACGAUGACGUCGGCGGUCGCGAAAAAAGAUCGUUGAGCGAUACGCCCGUCGGUGCGGACGGCGAUCCCCUCGUCGAGGUCACGCCGAAACGUCGGUCGCCGCUGCGGCCCGAGGACGCGCGGGAGGGUCGGGAGGAGCGCCGGCGCCGGGAGGGAGGCGACGCUGCUCGCCGGGAGCGCGACCGCCCGCGCCGCGACUCCGAUGGGGCCAUCGUGCGGCCGCGCCCCGUUGGACCAAAACACCACGCGCGAAGGGAAAAAUCAUCCAAACGACGGUGCGAACGAGCACCCGCCUCCCCCGGACCCGUGGGCGCGCGGGCGAGCCCCGCGGCAGCAGCGGGGGGGCUUCGGUGGGGCGCCUCGUGGAGCUCAGUGGUGGCGAGAGGUGGGGGCGCAGGCCCGGAGCCGGCCCCGCUGCCCCCUAUCGGCUCCGACGUCCGACGCCGCCCCCCUCCUGCAGACAACUCGCUAUUCUACUUCAACGGCGAGCAGAGCGUGGUCCCGCGCCCCGACGCGGACUUCGCGUGGCGAGCCUCCCCGCCCGCCGACGCCGCACCGUUCGUCUCCCCUCCGAACGAUCCCUAUCUUGAAGAGUGUGCGGGGGUGAGCUCUGGGUACGGCGGGGUGUGGGGCGGCGCGUGGGGGUGGGGCGGCGCGGCCCUCCGCCCCCCGCCCGGCUUCCCCGCGCAACCCGCGCGAGUCUACGACCCCUUCAGUUCGCUGGCCGCCAUCUGGGCCCCGUCCGCCCCCCUGUGGUCCCCCGGGACGGACGCGCCCCAACGCCCCGAACGGUCACCACCUAAAGUCCCCGGCGCUCCUCUGGACCGAAAUUCCGACAACUAAACGCAACGCUGUGAAAAACAACGGAACUCUAGAACAAAUAAAAAUACUUUACCUCUUGGACUCUCGACGUGAUCUUCGUCCCGGCUUCAGACGGUCUGAACUGAGAUUUUCGGUUUUGACUUUAAUUUAUGUAAAGAAAAUACAUACAAAACGUUGUGCCCGUGACGGGAAGUAAAACAUUCUUUAUCCUACUGAAAAUAUCAAGGUUCGUGCAAGUUAACAUGUAUGUGAACUGUAGUGUGUGUGCUCCGGACGCUCGGCGGCGCGCUAGUCACUGUCCGCGUCGCCGCUCGGCCCUGCCAUGUCAAUCACUCUCUUACACAGUUUAGAUAAUAUGGAAACAGCAAACACCAGAUCUGAAUAAUGAACAAAGUGUAUGUAUUAAUGCCUUCCUAUGCGGACGCGGGCUGGGCGAUGCUCGCUUACAAUCAGUUGAGAUAUAACAUACUACGCCUGAUUGUACUUAAUGGGAAAUGUAACAAGCUUUAUAUUUGUGUGCAUUGUACACAUGUUCCCUAAAUGAUGUCUGUUUAAGACUGAAUAAACUCUUUGUCAAAA